Ilex paraguariensis (yerba mate) is the source of this 782-nucleotide messenger RNA. NCBI's taxonomy places the organism in Eukaryota, Viridiplantae, Streptophyta, Magnoliopsida, Aquifoliales, Aquifoliaceae. The record is from the annotation of a GenBank genome assembly.
AUGUUAUUACUGUACAUCUGGACACCAAGGAUCUUUGGCAACAGUCUAACGCAGGAGCUCCAGGGUGUUGGAAAUACACUUAAAAGACAUUACGAGACUUACCUUCUGGAGUAUGAAUUAGCUCAUGAUGAUGUAGACGGAGAGUGCUGUUUAUUGUGUCACAGUAGCGCCGCAGGGGAUUGGGUGAACUGUGGUAUAUGUGGUGAGUGGGCCCAUUUUGGCUGCGAUAGAAGGCAGGGUCUUGGUGCCUUCAAGGAUUAUGCAAAAACAGAUGGACUGGAAUACAUAUGUCCACAGUGCAGCAUUUCAAAUUUUAAGAAGAAAAUGCAGAAAACUACAAAUGGAUACUCUUGAGGCUCAACAGUUUCAUUACUAAAUUGAAUGGAAUUUUUUUUAUCUUGAUUGUUUAAAAAUUAUAUCCUUCCUCCACAGGGUAGUUUUUCUACCACUUCAUCCAUAUGGAAAUUUGUCGCUUAUUGGGUGAGUCUUCAUAUUGGUGUCGCUUUGGCUUUCUGUCAAAGGGUCAUCCCUGACACGAAGAGGGGGAAGGUUGUGAAGAAAAUGGAGAAAGAAAGCGUACAAUUUGCAGGCACUGACGUACAGAAUGGGGUUCCCCUUGGUGGUGGUUAGGUUUUUUUUUUUCUCCCUUUGAAAUCUUAUAUAGUAGAGAGGAAGGGGGAAACCCAUUUACUGAAAAGGGUUCUGUAAUAUAAAUCUUUUAUUGUCAUAACCUUUGUAGCUGUUGUAGCUUUAUAGAAAAAAUUAUUUCGAGUUCCUUCUAA